This is a messenger RNA of Peromyscus maniculatus bairdii (prairie deer mouse), 7295 nucleotides long. NCBI's taxonomy places the organism in Eukaryota, Metazoa, Chordata, Mammalia, Rodentia, Cricetidae. The record is from RefSeq and is a predicted model, not a curated record.
AUGGAGGAGAGGGAGUCCACUGGUCUCUCCCCGGCGCCCCCAGUUACUCUGGGAAAAACCCAGUGGCCGAGGGCUUUGCCUAGUGACGACUCUCCUCCCCCACCCUUAGCUUGCUAUGGCAUCGUCCAGGUGCCCACGGGACCCUGGUUCUGCAGGAAGUGUGAAUCUCAGGAGCGAGCAGCCAGGGUGAGGUGUGAGCUGUGCCCACACAAAGAUGGGGCAUUGAAGAGGACAGACAAUGGAGGCUGGGCCCACGUGGUGUGUGCCCUCUACAUCCCUGAGGUGCAGUUUGCCAACGUGCUCACCAUGGAGCCCAUUGUGCUGCAGUACGUCCCGCACGAUCGCUUCAACAAGACCUGUUACAUCUGUGAGGAGCAGGGCCGGGAGAGCAAAGCUGCCUCAGGGGCCUGCAUGACCUGCAACCGCCACGGAUGUCGCCAAGCUUUUCAUGUCACCUGUGCCCAGAUGGCAGGCCUGCUGUGUGAGGAAGAAGUGCUGGAGGUGGACAACGUCAAGUACUGCGGCUACUGCAAAUACCACUUCAGCAAGAUGAAGACAUCCCGGCACUCCGGCGGUGGCGGCGGGGGAGGCGGCGGUGGCAGUGGGGGCACAGGAGGAGGCAGCGGUGGGGGCAGCAGCAGUGGGACCAGCGGUGGCGGAGGUGGUACAGGGGGAGGCAGCAGCAGCGGCAGCGGCGGCAACAGCUUCCUCACUGGCAGCAGAAGCCGCUCUGCCUCACCAUCCACCCAGCAGGAGAAGCACCCUACCCACCACGAGAAGGGCCAGAAGAAGAGUCGGAAGGAUAAAGAACGCCUUAAACAGAAGCACAAGAAGCGGCCUGAGUCCCCCCCCAGCAUCCUCACCCCGCCUGUGGUCCCCACUGCUGAUAAGGUCUCCUCAGCUACUGCUUCCUCCCACCACGAGGCCAACACUCAGGAGACCCCUGAGAGCGGCAGGGACUCGAAGGGGAAAAAGCCUUCCAGCCAUGGCCUGAGUCAUAAGGGGAAGAAACUGAGCAGCGGGAAAGGUGUGAGCAGUUUUACCUCCACCUCCUCCUCUUCCUCCUCCUCUUCCUCUUCUUCCUCCUCCUCUGGGGGGUCUUUGCAGCCUGCAGGCUCAUCCUUGCAGGGCUCUCCAGACUUCACAGCAUUCCCCAAGCUGGAGCAGCCCGAGGAAGACAAGUACUCCAAGCCCACGGCCCCCACUCCGCCAGCCCCUCCCUCGCCCACGGCCCCUGAGCCGCCGAAAGCUGACCUCUUCGAGCAGAAGGUGGUCUUCUCUGGCUUUGGGCCCAUCAUGCGCUUCUCUACCACCCCCUCCAGCUCCAGCCGGGCCCGCGCCCCCUCACCUGGGGACUAUAAGUCUUCCCAUGUUGCCGGGGCCGGGGCCUCGGCAGGCACGCAUAAGCGGAUGCCUGCACUGAGUGCCACCCUUGGACCUGCUGAGGAGGCCCCUGAGACGGGCCUGAAGGAGAAGAAGCACAAAGCCAGCAGGAGGAGCCGACAUGGGCCAGGCCGUCCUAAGGGUAGCCGAGGCAAGGAGGGCGCCCCAGGCCCGACCGCCUCCCUCCCUGGGGCUCAGCUGGCUGGUUUCACUGCGACUGCGGCCUCACCCUUCUCCGGAGGGUCCCUGGUCAGCUCUGGCCUUGGGGGUCUGGCCUCCCGGACCUUUGGGCCUUCAGGAAGCUUGCCCAGCCUGAGCCUGGAAUCCCCUCUACUGGGGGCAGGAAUCUACACCAGUAAUAAAGACCCCAUCUCCCAUGGUGGAGGGGUGCUGCGGGCUGUCUGCAGCACUCCACUCUCUUCCAGCCUCCUGGGGCCCCCAGGGACCUCAGCCCUGCCCCGCCUCAGCCGAUCCCCGUUCACCAGCACCCUCCCAUCCUCUUCUGCUUCCAUCUCCACCACUCAGGUGUUUUCUCUGGCUGGCUCUACCUUCAGUCUCCCUUCUUCCCACAUCUUUGGAACCCCCAUGGGCACUGUUAACCCCCUCCUGACCCAGGCUGAGAAUAGCCACACAGAGCCAGACCUAGAAGACUGCAGCUUCCGGUGUCACGGGACCUCCCCCCAGGAGAGUCUCUCUUCCAUGUCACCCAUCAGUAGCCUCCCUGCGCUCUUCGACCAGACGACAUCGGCCCCCUGUGGGGGUGGCCAGUUAGACACCACAGCCCCGGGGACGACUAAUAUGGAGCAGCUGCUGGAGAGGCAGGGCGAUGGAGAGGCUGGUGUCAACAUUGUGGAGAUGCUGAAGGCCCUGCAUGCCCUGCAGAAGGAAAACCAGCGGCUGCAGGAGCAGAUCCUGAGCCUGACCGCCAAGAAGGAGCGACUCCAGAUCCUCAACGUGCAGCUCUCCGUACCUUUCCCAGCCCUGCCCGCCGCCCUGCCCGCCACUAAUGGCCCCAUCCCAGGACCCUACGGGCUGCUUCCUCAAGCGGGCGGCAAUGACUCCUUGAGCACCAGCAAGAGCCCUCCAGGGAAGAACAGCCUGGGCCUGGACAACUCCCUGUCCACGUCUUCCGAGGACCCACACUCAGGCUGCCCGAGCCGCAGCAGCUCAUCGCUGUCCUUCCACAGCACGCCCCCGCCGCUGCCCCUGCUCCAGCAGAGCCCUGCUACUCUGCCCUUGGCCCUGCCCGGGGCCCCUGCCUCGCUCCCACCCCAGCCGCAGAACGGGCUGGGCCGGGCACCUGCAGCGGCGGGGCUGGGGGCCAUGCCCAUGGCGGAGGGGCUGUUGGGUGGGCUGGCAGGUAGCGGGAGCCUGCCCCUCAAUGGGCUUCUGGGGGGCUUGAACGGGGCUGCUGCUCCCAACCCUGCGGGCUUGAGCCAGGCUGGCGGGGCCCCCACGCUUCAGCUGCCAGGUUGUCUCAACAGCUUGACAGAGCAGCAGAGACGUCUCCUUCAGCAGCAAGAACAGCAGCUCCAGCAGCUCCAGCAGCUCCUGGCCUCGCCGCAGUUGACCCCAGAGCACCAGACUGUGGUCUACCAGAUGAUCCAGCAGAUUCAGCAGAAACGGGAGCUUCAGCGGCUGCAGAUGGCUGGGGGCUCCCAGCUGCCCAUGGCCAGUCUGCUGGCUGGAAGCUCCACCCCGCUGCUGUCCGCGGCGGCAGCGGCAGGCACCCCUGGCCUGCUGCCCACAGCAUCGGCCCCACCCCUGCUGCCUGCUGGAGCCCUGGUGGCCCCUUCCCUCGGCAGCAAUACAAGUCUCAUGGCUGCAGCAGCUGCGGCCGCAGCAGUAGCAGCAGCAGGCGGACCCCCAGUCCUCACUGCCCAGACCAACCCCUUUCUCAGCCUGCCUGGGGCAGAUGCCAGUGGGAGCGGCCCCAAAGGAGGGACCGCUGACAAAGGAGCCUCAGCCAGCCAGGAAAAAGGCUAACUCCAUCCACUCUGCCCCUCCUGACCCCUACGCGGCUUGAGGGUCCUUGUCCAGAAUGGGUUCCCAGGCCCAGACUCUGGAGAGCCAGGCCCAGAGCCUGUGCUGAUGCCCAGGGAGUGUGUGCUGGAGUUCCAGGUGCUGUGGGGAGAGACUGGAGGGGCCUUCCCUUCCACCUGCCCGUUCCCUACUGCGCUGGCUGCUUCAGGAGAGAGGGUCAGGGGGAGCAGGCUCCGGGCCUGCCUCGGAGCCCCCAUCCUCCACAGAUGCCUAGGGGCCCCCCAAAGAGCAAAGUAGGUCAUGGCAUAGGACGUGGAGCGUUGGUUGGACCUACCGCAUAAACCAGUGAGCACUUGAAAGGGGAAGGUGAAGGGUGGGCCCUUGGGCCCGCUCCUGGUGUGGAAAUCCUCACGGAAAAAGGGCUGGUCCCAGUCGACCUUCAGUUUCUUCCCAGCAGAAGGUGUAUCCCUUUGACUGUUUCUCAUCAUCCCUCCCCACUGAGGGUCACAAGCUGAGCUUGGAAAAGCCUACAGAUGUGGGGGGCUGAGGAAGGGCAGGAUAGCACCUCUGGGGGCCCCUGAUGGGGCUGGGCGGGGCAGAGUCCCUCGCUGUCCUUGGUGUCCUGCCCCUUUUUGCACUAUUGGCUUGAGGAGUUGCCGAGGGUGGGAGAGGGAGCUGCCUGACUCCACGGAGCGUGAGCGUGAGCGUGUGUGUGUGAGCGUGAGCGUAUGUGAGUGUGUGUGUGAGUGUGUGUGUGUGUGUGUGUGUGUUGGUCAGUCUGUUUAACCUGUCUGUCUGUCACCUCAUUCUCUGGACCUGGGGCAGCCAUGGGCAAGGACAGGAGCAGGGGCUGGCACCAGACCCGGAGUUUCCUAGCUCUUGUGGCCCCUCCCAACCCCCUCACCCACCCUGGUCCUUUUCCAGGGCAUGAAUGGUUAACUUUUAAAGGAAACAGAACAGUACUCCAGUAUUGGAGAAUUCCUGGGGGCUGGGGGCUCAGUAUCAGGGUAAUAUCCUACCUUCCCUCCUCUGGACCCCAUUCCAUCUCAGGGCCCCCCGGGGCCUCCUCCCCCCACUGGUAGUUUGGUCUUUCCUGGCACACGAGAGCGGGGGAGGGGCGAGGUGCCACCUCGAAGCGCGUCUCCCUCUCGGAAGUCGCUAGCCUGCCUCUUAAGCCCACUUCACCGGCUCGUAGAGCCACUUAAGCUAACAAAUGUCCCUUUCACCCACCAGCUAUUUCCAGGGUGUAGUAGUAGGUGGCAGAGUCAGUCUGCCCAGGGCCGUUGUGAAAAAACAUGGAGUGGGACAUGGGAGCGCAGCCGGGGAGGCCUCUGUCCCUUUUGGUUGCACUGGCUGGGACUGAGGGUCCAUUCCAGUCCCCUAACGUUCCUGUCUGUGGGCCUCUUUGCAUGUGUGCAUUUUGGUGUGUUUCUGUUUGGGUUUUGUUAUUGGGUUUUUUUUUUGUUUUGUUUUGUUUUUUUUUUUAAUAAAAAAAAAAGAUGUGUAUAUUUUUGGCAAUGACAGAAACGUAGUGCAGAUAUAUUUUUGCCUGUGCUGCUCAACUGUUUUUUUUCUGAUAUGGAAAAUAAUAUUAAUAUUCCUGUUGAUAAGACUUCGUAAGAUAUUAGGGUGGGUUGGGAACCUUCAGAGGCAGAUUCUUUGGCACUAGGAACGAUUUUGGGGGGGCAUUUGUGUGACCUCAGAAAUACUUUUCUAACUGCUUAGUAUAGAAGGACAUUUUCAUCUUUGUGGCUCUCACUUCUUAUCCAAAAGCCAGUGAGUCUUCAGAUUCUUAGACGAUUUGCUUAUCCAGGCCCACACCGCUGCCCCAGCCACCAUUCAGAACCAAGUGGCCACUGCUGCGAUGUCUGGAAAGCCAUCACAUGUGAAGCAGGAGCGCUAGGUGCCCUGGACCAGAUGCCCCCUCUCUUCAGUCACUCAGAUCUUUGGAACUCUAGUCUCAACUUUCCAGAGCUUUUUUUCCAACUUGGGGCCAGGAUGCCCUGGCAGGUAGUCAGGUUAGAUUUGCAGAGAGCUCUGGGCCUUGCAUGGAUUGGUGCUGCUCUUUUUUAGUUUUUCAAAACAAGGUUUCUCUGUGUAGCCCUGGUUGUCUGUCCUGGAACUCACUAUAGACCAGGCUGGCCUCGAACUCAGAGAUCUGCGUGCCUCUGCCUCCUGAGUGCUGGGAUUAAAGGCCGCCACCGCCAGCGCUUGGUGGUGUUUCUCCUUGUGCUGAGGAACAAGGGAAGUUGUGACACUCUUGGCGUGGCUCACAGGGAAACUUUCGAUGACCGUUGAGAGGGAGCAGAGGCCUGCAGGAUGGCCACAAUGACCUCACAUCUUCCAGCCUUGGUCGUCUUUUUUUUUUUUUCUUCUUCCUGAAACAAGGUCUACUCUAUUAUGUAGCUCUGGCUAUCCUGGAACUCACUCUGUAGACCGGGCUGGCCUCAAACUCACAGAAAUCCACCGGCCUCUGCCUCCUAUGUGCUAGGAUUAAAGGUGUGUGCCAUCAUGUCUGGCUUUGGUCCAUUUCUUGAUAAAGAGCUUUGGUGGGGUGAGGGGAAGGAUGCAGAUUUGGAGCCAUCUCUGUCUGGGGGAGGGGGAGGAUGUGGUUUGCAGAGCGGAAGUGGAGUUUGAGAAUGCAUGAGUGGAUCUUAAUGUCACCACCCUCAGUGAGAAGAGAUGAGUGAGUAAUGCGUGCGUGCUGAGUCUGUGUCCACCAGGGGGGUCAUGGCUAGUGGGUAUCAGUACUAAAAGGGACUCAGCUGUAUUUAGGGGUCAUUGGAGCUGGCUUUCCAGGUGACUGCUCUAAGCCUAGGAGGGACAGGUCCUCAGUGACAGCAGUGUUAAGCCUCACCUGGCCUGGUCAUUCCUAUCCCAUCGUCCAGCCUCUAAGCUGCAGCUGGUUGGCAGGCAGGCUGUCCCUGUGUGUGUGGUGUGUGUGUGUGAUGGUGUGGUUGUGAGUGUAGGGUUGUGCCCAUGGUGGGAAGGUAUCUAUGUAGCACUGACUGUCUUAGCUCUGAGCUGAUGAAUCCUCUCCAUAGACAAUGACACUUUAAGGGUUGCCUUUAAGAAAAAAAAAAAAAAAAGAAUAAAUUGUUAUCUCCCUAUCCCCUCUCCCUCAUCCCAGCUUAUGGGUUUCCCCUCAGGCUCCUGGGUCAACUGCUGCCGCUGGGUAGGUACCCUGAUCUUGAGGCUGGUGACCCUUUCCCUUUCCUGUGUUGAGACCCAGGGAGUGCCCACCCUAGACUCCUAGGAAGGGCCUGGACAAGUGAGGGGAGCCCAAAGAAAGGCUAACAUUUCCAUUUCCCUUCCCCAAACUGGCAAUGCUGACAGGUUUUCAAAGACACAGGUUCCCCACUGCUUUCCAUCUUAAGAGUGCAGUGGGUCCAAGGGAGUAACAGGCAGCUGGUUCCUGGGAAGAGGUGCCCAAUAGGAUGGAGGUAACUUCACCCGGAUCUUGGAGGAAGACUGGGCCAGGGAACCCUUCGGGUCCCUCUAGCUACUUCCUCCUGGAUUGCGGGUGUGUGAAAAUUUCCACCAGGCCACCUUGUCUGACCUACUGAAGAGCUGGGGCCUGAGGGCUGCCCCCAUUCUCCUGUGUUCACUUUCUCCAGCCCCACUUGGGACUGAAGACCGAACCCUGGCUCCCUUCCUUCCAUCCCAGCCUGUUUCCAUGUAGCAGACCCUUCCUAGGGGAGCAAGGAAGGGAGCCACAGAUUGCAAACCCAGGGCCUCAUUUUUCAUUCUUUCUGAAACCUUGAUAUCCUCAGCCCAAGAGGCAGUGUUCCCUUGCGACCUCCAAGCCUGGAAUUGUGCAUAGCCUGGGUCUUGUAUCUUUGUAUAACGGAUGUUAUUUGUACGAAGGGCAGUUCGUAAACAGCACUUGUUCUUUUAAUAAAAGAAUGUUUUACUUAAAAAAAAAAAAA